AUGAACGCAUUAUCAUAUCUAUCAGGGCAAUUAACCCCAACAGGUUUGGUACCUCCAACCAACUCCCCCCUAAGGGAGAAAGAGCAUAGCAUUACAACACCAACAACCAUAAAAUCUGAGAAUGAUAUUCAAGAACAAAUACCGUCUAAAAUUAUCACAUCAAACCUUGAUAUCCAACAUACAUCGGGUAAUAUAACCUCCAGACAUACAUAUAAUAAAAACAAAGAUAUUAGCCAAAAGAACAUUGAAAAAGAAUCGAUAAAUGAGCCGAAACAAAUUUUAACGGAUGCACCAUUAAUGAAACGUUUGAUUAAUUCACAAGUGAUCCAAUUUAUUUGGAUGCUAAUAAUAUUCCUACCUACCUAUCUAAUAAUAAAACCUUUAUUGCUUUUAUGGUUUUUCGUUUCAUUACCAUUGACAUUAGUAGAACAUGGGAUAAAACUGCGAAACCGCCCAAUUAUGAAACCAAACGCAGUACUAUCUGAAAAUAAAGUUCUGGAACCAAUCACAGAGGAGGAUUUAGCAAGUGGUGAUGAAUUUAUAUUUCAACGAGAUACAAUUAAGGGAACAUUCAUUAAAUCAAAUAGCAAACAGAGUAGUACACCAUCUUCUAAACUUAGAUAUAGUACACCUAAUAGACACGAAAGAUCAGAGUUAUUGUCUGAUACUACUAGUACUACUAGCAAUGUCAUGUUUGGGUCUAAGAAAAUGGGACGAUUCCUAUUCCCUAAAAAAUUAAUCCCUAAAUCGAUUAAAUAUAGUGGUCAUAAGAAGACAUUAGUGAUCGAUCUGGAUGAAACAUUAAUUCACUCAGUAUCACGUGGAACAACUCAUGUUAAUUCAUCUCAAGGGCAUAUUAUUGAAGUAAAAUUUUCAAUAUCUGGGAUAUCUACCCUCUAUUUUGUCCAUAAGAGACCCUACUGUGAUCUUUUCUUAACCAAAGUGAGUGAAUGGUACAAUAUUGUCAUUUUUACAGCCUCUAUGAAAGAGUAUGCUGACCCUGUCAUCGAUUGGUUAGAGUCUUCAUUAUCUGGACCCUUUUCAAGAAGAUUAUAUCGAAACGAUUGCACAUUGAGGGAUGGUGUGGGAUAUAUUAAAGAUUUAAGUAUUUUAACUAAGAUAAGUCAUUCUUCCAAAUUACCUAGUCAGGAAGUGGGACUUAACGAAAUCAUCAUUAUUGACAACAGCCCUGUCAGCUAUGCUAUGAACGUUGAUAAUGCUAUCCAAGUUGAAGGUUGGAUCAAUGAUCAAUCAGAUACAGAUUUAUUGAAUUUAAUACCCCUUUUGGAGUCCUUGCGGUAUACAACGGAUGUUAGAAAUAUCCUGUCAUUGAAGAAUGGUGAAAAAUCCUUUAGGUCAAGUUAG
Messenger RNA from Maudiozyma saulgeensis, 1365 nucleotides. NCBI's taxonomy places the organism in Eukaryota, Fungi, Ascomycota, Saccharomycetes, Saccharomycetales, Saccharomycetaceae. The record is from the annotation of a GenBank genome assembly.